CACCAGACUGAAGGUGAACGCAAUCGAUCUCAAUGUUCGUACCAGAAUUGGUACAUUCAUAAAGUGAAGUGCUCAUGUACAUGACAACAAAAGUUCAAUCAGAUGGAAGCUAAAGGCAUCCCAACACACCCAUUCGACACCAACACCUGCAAUAAAUCAAAUCUUAAUUGCUCCUAUUCGGCAUCAACCACUUCAAACAAUCAAGAAUGGAUACCCCCAUUCCGUUUCCUCGAUCAGCCUCGAGAGGUCCGAGACAUGGUCUACAACUCCUCUUUGUCAUGCCCUCGGGAAUCUCUCCAGACUGUCAGUCCCACGGCCGAACAACAGCGACUCAUUAACGGUGGUGCCACUGAGCUACCUAACACUAUCACCAACAUCCCACAGUGAAGCAACAUUCAGCACCGCAUCCACCACCGCGCUGGAAUCGUUGAGACUGUCAACAUCCAAGAUAUUCUCACCAGAGUCUUCAUCGAAAUCAA
Molecule: messenger RNA, 479 nt
Organism: Hyaloscypha bicolor E
Lineage: Eukaryota; Fungi; Ascomycota; Leotiomycetes; Helotiales; Hyaloscyphaceae
Exons: 1
Coding region: 103-387 (94 amino acids)
Source: RefSeq, a predicted model, not a curated record